AUGAAAAGCGAAGAAUCUGCGGAGAAGAAAAGUAGAGAAUUGGAGAGAAGAGUACUGGAGAAGGUGGAACACACAAUUACAUCUAUCAAUGUCUCCAAGCACGUCGACGAAGUCAUCACCGCCCUCUACUCUCUCGCUGCCUGCCUCUUCCCUCUGAAUCCCCACUCGUUUUCAGGUAGCGUUAAUGAGAAAUACAGAGACGAGUUGCAUGCUGUGGAGCUGCCCAGUGAAAAUGAGAGGACUGAAUGGUGGAAGGUUUUCUACAAAGGUUCCUCAUUUCGUGCUUUUGCUCGAGUUUUAUUAUAUGAUAUUGCUUCCAGUUGGCUGGCAUGCUUCCCAAUUUCUGCAAGGAAACAUGUGUAUGAUUUGUUCUUUGUGAAUGGUAGCACUGCCGAGGUAGUUCAGGUGGUUGUUCCUUGUCUACAACACAGUAGAAAUGACAGUCCUGAAACUGAUUCUGUGUGCACAAGUGCUGAGAGGUUACUUGUACUUUGCUUGCUCGAGAAUGAUGGGGUACUUAAGAUAGCUAAAGAAUUUACUGGUUGUUGUCACUCUGAAGAUCUGAGUCAUGAACAGCUCAAGCAGAUUAUUUCUAGGGUGGCACAACUUGUCACAGCUAUUCCUGACAAAGCAAGAAGAGGAGCCCCUAUUUCACUUUCACCGCAUUUGUUUUUCAAAAGAAUUACUACACAGCUUCUAAAUGGAAUAGAAGAAUGUGACAUGAAUUUAAUUGACGAAGCAGCUAUUUCUAAUGACAUUAACAUGUAUGGUGCUAUUCUUUUUGUUGGAGAAGUAUUUGCCCGCAUUUGUCGUCGAGGAUCUGCAGAUGUUCUAUUAAGUGAGGUUAUACCGCAGAUUCUUGGGCAUGUUCGGAGCUUGUUAUCAUCAACCACUAAUUUGAAGCUUAAUGAAACAAUUCAGUCAAGACCUGGUUUUCGCUUUUGGUUGAAGAUCAUGGAGGCAAUAAAAGAUCCCUAUUCUGUGGAAAGAAUAGCUGAACAGGUCUUGCAUCAACUAGCUGCUCAGAAUGCAAGUGACGUUGAAGGUUACUGGAUCUUGUGGAUUCUCUUUCAUCGGACCUAUAAGCACCAAAUUUCAAUCAGGUCUACAUUUGUUGAAAAAUUUUUAAUCUGGAAAGUAUUUCCCAUCUGUUGCCUGAGGUGGAUUCUUCACUUUGCUGUGCUCGAAUGUGUCCCUGAUAACACUUCUCAAGUGAAAUCUUAUAAUGCUAGUGGUCUCACAGACGCAGUACAGCGUCUUGUGUCAAUAUGGUCCAAACGAGAGUUUGUGCAAUCAGCCCCAACUGAGCAGCAAACCUACAUAACUGCUGCUUUAGGGCUUUGCUUGGAGAAGAUGGCAAAAGAAGAUCUAGAUGCAACAAAGGGUGCACUGCACUUGAUCCUUCAAGGAGUUAGUUGUAGGCUGGAGAGCCCUAUUUAUUUGGUGCGCAAAAUGGCAAGCAGUAUUGCUUAUGUAUUUUCCAAGAUUAUUGACCCUCAAAAUCCUCUGUAUCUUGAUGAUAGUUGCCAGGUAGAAACCAUUGACUGGGAGUUUGGGACAGCAAACCCUAGCAAAGGUUCUCUUGCAACAAAGAUGCAUUGCACUGAUGAAAAGGCUAAUAAAAGUGAGAGUCCUUCUACCAUGCUAUGUGGAAAGGAGAUUAGCGAGACAGAUGUUGAUGGAAAUGAUAAUAUGAUGAAGUCUAGAAAGAAGAAGCCAUCCAUACUUAAAUUAAUUGAUCCGGAUGAAGUUAUUGAUCCAGCAACACUAAAUAAUGAAUCGGUCUCCGAAGAAGAUGACAGUGACCAUGAAAGCGAAGAUUCUGAGACUUCAAGUGGACCUUCCUUGCAGCCUUACGACUUAACGGAUGAUGACUCAGAUUUGAAAAGAAAGUUCUCACAAUUAGUUGAUGUGGUUGGAGCACUAAGAAAAUCAGAUGAUGCUGAGGGUGUUGAAAGGGCUCUUGAUGUUGCUGAAACACUUGUUCGAGCAUCACCAGAUGAGCUCAAAUAUAUAGCAGGUGAUAUGGUUAGAACUCUUGUACAAGUACGAUGCUCUGACAUUACUGUUGAAGGAGGAGAAGAAUCAGCUGAAGAGAAAAGACAAAAAGCGCUAGUUGCGUUGAUUGUCACAAGCCCUCUGGAAUCUCUAGAUAGUUUGAACAAACUGCUAUAUUCACCUAAUGUAGAUAUCAGCCAGCGGAUAAUGAUCUUGGAUGUCAUGACAGAUGCAGCUCAGGAACUCGCAAAUGCAAGAAUCCAGAAGCCACGAAAUCAACCAAAGGCCCUUAUAACGUCCACUUCAGACCAACCCUGGUUCAUGCCAAGAAGCACUGGGCCUCCAGGAGCAGGGUCCUGGAAGGAGAUCUCAUCGACAGGAACUCCAUUAAACUGGUCGUAUUCUUAUGAAAGAGAACUUCCAUCCAGACCAGGUCAGAUCAAGAAAGGGAAGACACGUCGAUGGAACCAAAAAUCAACAAUGCACGAAAACCAGACUGAGUGGUCCCAGAAUAGGUUUCCCCAGUAUGCAGCAGCAUUUAUGCUUCCAGCCAUGCAGGGAUUUGAUAAGAAGAGACAUGGUGUUGAUUUGCUAGGGAGGGAUGUUAUUGUCUUGGGGAAACUUAUCUAUAUGCUUGGCAUUUGUAUUAAAUGCGCAGCGAUGCAUCCUGAAGCUUCUGUGUUGGCAUCUCCUCUUUUGGAUAUGCUAAGAUCCAGGGAGAUAUCUCAUCACAUGGAACCAUAUGUUAGAAGAUCUGUCCUUUUUGCAGCUUCGUGUGUAUUGUUGGCCAUUCAUCCCUCUUAUGUUGCGUCAGCCGUGGUAGAAGGAAACACUGAAAUCUCAAAAGGACUUGAGUGGGUUCGGACUUGGGCCCUUCAAGUUGCUGAAUCAGACACAGAUAGAGAAUGUUACACGCUGGCUAUGGCAUGUCUCCAACUCCAUGCUGAGAAGGCCUUGCAAGCGGCAUGGAGUCGGGUGAAUCAGGUUAGAAGUGAAAGUUGUUAA
This is a messenger RNA of Fraxinus pennsylvanica, 3003 nucleotides long. The record is from the annotation of a GenBank genome assembly. Lineage: Eukaryota; Viridiplantae; Streptophyta; Magnoliopsida; Lamiales; Oleaceae.